Otolemur garnettii (small-eared galago) is the source of this 5568-nucleotide messenger RNA. RefSeq names its product glutamine rich 2 (gene QRICH2). NCBI's taxonomy places the organism in Eukaryota, Metazoa, Chordata, Mammalia, Primates, Galagidae. The transcript is spliced from 25 exons. The record is from RefSeq and is a predicted model, not a curated record. Bases 1 to 5568 code for a protein of 1855 amino acids.
AUGGGGGAGACCACGGUCUCCCUCCAGGAGCUGGCGGACCUCGCCAUCGGCACCCCCGAGGUGGGUGCCGUCAACUUCACGGCUCUGCACACGCUUAUCGUGGCUAUGCUCAAGAACCUCGGCCUCCAGGCCACCCGGGUCAACUUCGUGUCCCUGUCACCCGAGCCGAGCCGCUCUCUGGACUACUACCCGCGGCUCUCGAUCAGCUCGCCGCACCUGCGCAAGUCAUCCACAGGGGCCUCGGCGCUGGAGAGCCAGAUGAGAGACCUGGACGACCAGGUACAGGACCUCAGUAGGCAAUUCAAGACCAUUAGCAGCCACAUGCGGGGCAUCGCCAGCCAUGUGCAGCACAUCGCCCAGGCCACCGGGAUGGACGCUGAAACCCGGGAGUGGCUGGAGGAGAAGAUCAUAGGCAUGGUGUCCCAGGAUUCGCAGGAUUCGCAGGCUAGGGUGGAAAAACCUGAAGUCAGCAGCCUGUUAAAACCUAGAAUCAGCAGUCCCCAGGCCAUGACGAUGCUUCAGAAUGUCAUACAAGAUGUGAAAGACCUGAAAGAAACCAACCCUAAGGAACUCCUGAGGAGGAUAGACAAUCUAGAGAACGUGGUCAGAGCACGAGAUGAAUUCCUGCAAGUAAUGGACCGGAAGAUGUCUUUGGUUCCUAACGAAGAAGUCACCAUGGUCACCUGGGAAGAGCUGGAGCAAGCGAUCACUGACGGCUGGAGGAAAACUUCACAAACAGUGAGCAGACUGGUGUGGGUAGUGGUCUCGGAGUUACUACCAACUCCACCUUCAAGUGGAUUUUCUACCAAGCAUCCAACUACUGACCAGGCUUUGUAUUAUCCUGGUGGUUUGGGCCCAGAUCAGACCUAUCCAGGAUUCAGUGGCCCAGGAUACUCCUCUGAGGGGCUUACUAGCAGAGAACAAGUCAAGGGCGCCACUGUUACUGGUAGAGAACAGUACCCCAGAGCCACUGAUGAAGCUGGCAUAUCAAGAUAUCAGCAGCCUUCUGUAUCCCAAUCUAGAGUAGACUUUGAUUAUCGUAAGAAAGGAGAGAAGUUCACCUCACAACUUUUAGGAAGAGAAGUACGAGAUGCAGGCCCUGGCCUAGAUCUACAAGAUUUAACCUUCACCACAGAUCAGCAUCAUGUAUACCCAGAUCAGUACAACAGGUUUCCCAUUGGCCAGAGUCAACCCUAUCUAAGUCCAUAUAAUUAUGGACCAGGACCAAUUAGCAUGGAUCAGCCUAUAUCACUACAUCCUAGCAUAUAUCCACCUGGUGUGGUACCCCUCAACAUGGGUCAACUUGGUCUGAUACCACCCACAAUGCAUGAUCAGGGCUUGGUUCUACCUGUCACAGGUCAGCAUGGUGUGGUACCACCACUGGGACCUGACAGAGAUCAGCAAGGGCUGGAAUUACCUAGAAGCACAUAUCAGCAUGGUAUGAGGCUUCCAGGAACAGACCAGCGUGGUAUAGAACAGCCUGGUAUGGAUGAGGGUCAACCUGGUGCGGUAACUCCUGGUGCAGGUCAGCCUGGUUUGGUGCCUCCUGGUGUAGGUCAACCUGGGAUGGUAACUCCUGGUGUAGGUCAACCUGGUUUGGUAGCUCCUGGUGUAGGUCAGCCUGGGAUGGUAACUAUUGGUGCAGGUCAGCCUGGUUUGGUACCACCUGGUGUAGAUCAGCCUGGCAUGGUAACUCCUGGUGCAGAUCAGCCUGGUUUGGUACCUCCUGGGGUAGGUCAACCUGGCAUGGUAACUUCUGGUGCAGGUCAACCUGGUUUGGUGCCUCCUGGUGUAGGUCAACCUGGCAUGGUAACUCCUGGUGCAGGUCAACCUGGCUUGAUACCUCCUGGUGUAGGUCAAGCUGGCAUGGUAACUCCUGGUGCAGAUCAGCCUGGUUUGGUAGCUCCUGGUGUAGGUCAACCUAGCAUGGUAACUCCUGGUGCAGAUCAGGCUGGUUUGGUAGCUCCUGGUGUAGGUCAACCUGGCAUGGUAACUCCUGGUGCAGGUCUGCCUGGUUUGGUGCCUCCUGGUGUAGGUCAGCCUGGCAUGGUAACUCCUGGUGCAGGUCAGCCUGGUUUGGUGCCUCCUGGUGUAGGUCAGCCUGGCAUGGUAACUCCUGGUGCAGGUCAGCCUAGCAUGGUAACUCCUGGUGCAGGUCAACCUGGCAUGGUAACUCCUGGUGCAGGUCAACCUGGCGUGGUGACUCCUGGUGCAGGUAAGCCUGGUUUGGUGCCUCCUGGUGUAGGUCACCCUGGCGUGGUGACUCCUCGUGCAGGUCCACCUGGUUUGGUGCCUCCUGGUGUAGGUCACCCUGGCGUGGUAACUCCUCGUGCAGGUCAGCCUGGUUUGGUAGCUCCUGGUGUACGUCAGCCUGGCAUGGUAGCUCCUGGUACAGGUCACCUUGGCUUGGUCAAACCUGGUGUAGAUCAACGUGGUUUAGUGCAGCCUGGCACAGGCCAACGUGGUUUGGCCCAGCCUGGUGUAGAUCAACGUGGUUUGGUUCAACCUGAAACGGAUCAGCAUGGUUUGGUGCAACCUGGUCCAGAUCAGUAUGGUGUGGUCCAAUCUGGAAUGGAUCAGCAGGAUCUGGUGCAACCUGAAAUGGAUCAACAUGGUUUGGAGCAACCUAGUGCAGGUCUUCAUGGUCUGGUCCCACCUGGAAUGGAUGAGACUGGUUUGGUGCAACCUGGAAUGGAUCAGAGUGGUUUGGUGCAGCCUGGGGUAGAUUCAUAUACUGUGGUCCAACCUGUUCUCCAUGGCUUGGUUCAACCUGGUGCAUACCCCCCUGGCUUGGUUCAACCUGGCGUGUACCCUCCUGGCUUGGUUCAACCUGGUACAUACCCUCCUGGCUUGGUUCGACCUGCUGCAUACCCUCCUGGCUUGGUUCAACCUGGUGCAUACCCUCCUGGCUUGGUGCAACCUGGUACAUACCCUCCUGGCUUGGUUCAACCUGGAAUGGAUCCACGUGGUUUGAGACAGCCUGGUGCAGAUCAGCAAGGUUUGAUAGCACCAGGUACUAAGCUUCAUGGCUUUCCAGCAUCCCAAGUAGAUCCUCAGAGUGCUCUAUCAUCACGCCCAUACCAACAUGGUAUGGCACCUCCUGGCAAACAGCAACAAGACCAGGUGUCACCACUGCUAACCAGUGAAGGUUUAGCAUCACCAGGUAGAGACCAAAGGGGUUUGGUACCAUCAGAAACUUAUCAGCAAGACCUGUUGCAUCCUGGCACAGACCAGAAGAGCCCAACACUAUCAAGCUCAGGUUUGAGAUCUAUACGCGCAGAUCAACAGCAUUUGGUAUCACCUGGCCCAGGUAUGCCUGGCCAGGUAUUUUCAGGUUUGGAUCAGCGUAGCCAAUUAUUCCCUGUCUCAGACCAACGUGGUUCAUUGGAUCUUGGCCUUGGUUGGCCAUGGUUCCCAGUUGCUGAUCAGCCUGGCAUGGUAGGUUUGGAUCCAGACAGAAUACGUGCCUCACGCCCACCUGGAAUUCCUGCCCAGCCUGCCCCAGGGCAAGAUGUCACACUUUCCAGGCAUUUAGGCUCCCUCCACCAAGUCUUCCCAGAAAGGAGUGAGGCCCAGAGUGAUGUCCAGGCCGAGCGACGCGAUUCCCUAGAGAAAGUUUCCAGACUGGAAACAUUUCGUCUGAUGGGAGAGCUUAUCGGCCUCUACUUGGAGCUGAAGGAGCAUCUGAAGGACGUGGAGGAGGAGGAGGCCAGCCAGACUGACCUACAGAAGAUGCAGAACUUGCUGGCACGGAUGAUCAAAAAGGCCAUACCUCCUGACCUGCAGGAAGAGCUGAAGACAUUAAAGAGUUUGGCCAAAGAAAUUCGGCAGGAAAAAGCAAAACUGGACAAGUUGCAGAGGAUGGUGGAGGGCUAUGGGGACCAAGAAGGAGGAAAGGAGUUGAAAGGUGGCCAGCUGAGCUUACAGCUGGGCAUCCUCAGAGUCACUGUGGCUGACAUCGAGAAGGAGCUGGCCGAGCUGAGGGACAGCCAAGAGCGGGGCAAGGCUGCCAUGGAAAAUUCGGUUUCCGAAGCCUCCCUUUACCUGCAGGAUCAGUUAGACAAACUCAGGACGAUCAUUGAGAGCAUGCUGGCCUCCUCCUCCACACUGCUGUCCAUGAGCAUGACCCCGAGCAAGGCUCAUAAGCACUUGAGUCCUGGCCAGAUUGACCCCGAGGCCACCUGUCCAGCCUGCAGCCUGGAUGUGAGCCACCAGGUCAGCACGCUGGUGCGGCGCUAUGAGCAGCUCCAAGACAUGGUCAACAACCUGGCUGCCUCACGGCCCUCCAAGAAAGCCAGGCUCCAGAGCCAGGAUGAGGAGCUGCUGGGCCAUGUGCAGAACGCCAUCCUGCAGGUGCAGGGCGACUGUGAGAAGCUCAACAUCACCACCGGCAACCUCAUCGAGGACCAUCGUCGGAAGCAGAAGGACAUUGACGUGCUGUACCAAGGCCUGGAGAAGCUCGAAAAGGAAAAGGCCAACAGGGAGCACCUAGAGAUGGAGAUUGAUGUGAAAGCUGACAAGAGCGCAUUGGCCGCCAAAGUGAGCCGUGUCCAGUUUGAUGCCACCACGGAACAGCUGAACCACAUGAUGCGGGAACUGGUGACCAAGAUGAGCGGGCAAGAACAGGACUGGCAGAAGAUGCUGGACAAGCUUGUGGUGGAGAUGGACUCCAAGCUGGACCGCUUGGAGCUGGACCCCCUAAAGCAGAUGCUGGAGGAUCGGUGGAAAUCACUGAAGCAACAGCUUAAGGAGCGUUCUCCUCUCUAUACAGCUGAUGAGGCAGCCGCCAUGCGGAGGCAGCUCCUGGCACAUUUCCAUUGCCUCUCAUGUGACCGCCCCUUGGAGACGGCUGUAACUGGACAAAUCAUCCCCGUGACAGCUGUGGGUCCAAGCCUACCAGGGCACCGUUCCUCCCGCCCCUACACAGUGUUUGAGCUGGAGCAGGUCCGGCAGCAGAGCCGCAGCCUCAAGCUGGGCAGUGCCUUCCCUCGGGGCGACCUGGCACAGAUGGAGCGGAGCGUGGGGCGCCUGCGCUCCAUGCACUCCAAGAUGCUGAUGGACAUCGAGAAAGUGCAGAUCCAUUUCGGAGGCUCCGUCAGGGCCAGCAGCCAGAUGAUCCGCGAGCUGCUGCAGGCCCAUUGCCUCAACUCCCCUUGCUACAAACGGGUGUCAGAUUCAGCUGACUACACCUACUCGACAGUGCCCCGGCGCUGCGGGGGCAGCCACACCCUCACCUACCCAUAUCGUCGCAACCGCCUGCAGCACCUGUCCCAGGGGCCCACGGAGGAGGUUCAGAUUGCCAUGAAGCAUGAUGAGGUGGACAUCCUGGGCCUUGAUGGACAUAUUUACAAGGGACGGAUGGAUACAAAGUUGCCAGGCAUCCUGAACAAAGACGCCACAGGGAACUCAAAGCACAAGCCCAAGCAGUCCCGGCCACACAGGCAGCAGUCCCUCAACGACAGCACCCAGCUGCCCUCUCGGCCUCAGAGUGCUCAGAUGUUGGCUGACAACAGCUCAGCCCCUAAACCUGGCAGCAAGGAUGCCCCACUCUGCUGCGUGCCCCCCUAG